AUGCAGCUGGCACUCUCGGCUACCUGCUGCCUCCGCCAUUGUGGUCGUGACAGCCGUUACCAAGGGAACCUUUUCAUGCUGAUGACGAAUAUCCAGUAUUAUCCAGAAAUAAAUACAAUUGAAGAUCUUGCAAAUGUUGGAUAUGAAGUCCUUUGUUUUGAAUAUUAUCUUCUUUUAAUGUUUAAACAGUCAUUAAAAUUGUCCAAAGCCCCUCAUGUUCAUUCAAGAAUUCUUAAAAAAGGAGAAUUAGAAACAAUUUUGGAGGGAGGGCAGCGAAGUGCCCUUAUCUUCCCUGAGAGUUGGUGGAUACGGCGAAAAAACAUGAAAAUGUGGCAAAAUUUUCGUGCAAUGAAGGAUCUUGUGGAGGAACGCUUAGAGUUUGCGCAUGCUCGAAGAAACUGGCCCUGGACAGUUCCUGUGAAUAAUUUAUACUUGAAAUUUGACGCUUAUGGACUAAGAACGUAUUGGAGAAACGACUUCUGGCAGAAAGUGAAUCUAAUGCCUAUUGCAUUUACUGAAAGACACGAAACAAUGAUUGGCGGUCCCAAUGAGGAUACUAGAAGAGUGUUUGUUCUCGAUGACUUGCGACCUCAUCUGCAAGUUCUAGCAUUGGGUUUGAUCUUGGCCUCUCUCCUUUUCUGUCUAGAACUGUAUUGGAAAAGAAGAGAGUUCCAUUCGAACAAGAUGAUUCUUAAAGUUCAGAAGAAACUGAUAAAUAAAACAAAAAGAAGCAAACUAUGUUGACACUUUGAGCACCUUUGGGUUUUGGAGUGUUUCCCUUCGGGCUCUUUUGCAGCAUGCGUAAUAUUGUUACACUUAUCCCCGACAGUGUUUGUCUCUCUUUUGACCAUUGUUUAUAUAAUUGUCGCAAGCAAUGAUACAAAUGGCAUAAAAGAUGAGCAUCAAAAAGCAAGCAAUUAUUCAAGAAAAAGUUUUUAAAGACUAACAAUUUAAACAUAUUUUAGUCAUGUCACUCACUGUCAUAUAACUUUAACCUGCCGAAUUCCUCUACUUGGAAAAAUGUAAUAAAAUAAAACUUUUCAAAAACUUACGUUUGUAUUUAAAUGCCGCAGAAAAUGUGCAGAUUUUUCGACAAAUCGUUUGGCAUAAUUGCGUUACCUUCCUUCCCGUAAUGGCGCCGUCUCCAACCGCUGCAAAAAUCUGCAUUCUCUUGUCGCGGUUACCAUUUUUUAUUUUUUUGCCUUAAUUGAACCACUCGCAAAUUUAAAUUCUUCAACUAGGAAACUCACUUUACGAAAAUUGACUACCUUCAAAGCAAAUUACUUCAUGAAAAUCUAAGAUAUCA
This is a messenger RNA of Gryllus bimaculatus (two-spotted cricket), 1306 nucleotides long. Lineage: Eukaryota; Metazoa; Arthropoda; Insecta; Orthoptera; Gryllidae. The record is from the annotation of a GenBank genome assembly.